Trifolium pratense (red clover) is the source of this 957-nucleotide messenger RNA. RefSeq names its product CCR4-NOT transcription complex subunit 9-like. The transcript has 10 exons. The coding region runs from base 1 to 957 and encodes 318 amino acids. Gene Ontology annotation, cellular component: P-body; CCR4-NOT complex; CCR4-NOT core complex. NCBI's taxonomy places the organism in Eukaryota, Viridiplantae, Streptophyta, Magnoliopsida, Fabales, Fabaceae. The record is from RefSeq and is a predicted model, not a curated record. Gene Ontology annotation, biological process: mRNA catabolic process; negative regulation of translation.
AUGGCGGCCGAUUUUUCUCACCAAUCAUCCUCAACAAAGAACGACGCAUCAACUGUAGCUCAUCGUAGUUCUUCUGCCCAAUCUAACACCACUAUGGCGAACAUGCAAAAUACUGUUAACGAGCUAAUCAACCCGGAUCGUCGGGGAAAUGCUCUCAAAGUGCUCUCCAAGAGGAGGGAUAUGUUUGAGGAACUUGCCCCUUUAUUGUGGAACACUGCUUGUAUUGCUACAAUACUUUUACAGGAAAUAAUUUCAGUAUAUCCAGCUAUUUCAUCAUUGCAACUUACUCAUGCACAAUCAAUUCGAGUGUGUAAUGUUCUUGCACUACUUCAGUGUUUGGCAUCUCACCCUGAAACAAGGAUGCCAUUCAUUAAUGCAAACAUGCCUCAAUAUUUCUAUCCAUUCCUUCAAUCGACAAGCAAGUUACCACAAUUUGAGUACUUGAGGGUUGCUAGUCUUGGAGUCAUUGGUGCCUUAGUGAAGGCCAACACCAGAGAAGUCAUAAGUUUCCUGCUUUCAAGCGAGGUAGUACCUCUAUGUUUGCAAAGCAUGGAAAUUGGAAAGCAAUUGUCAAAAAAUGUCGCAACAUAUAUAUUACAGUUCUUUUUGGCAAAUGAUGAAGGAUUGGAGUAUAUUUGUGCGACAGCGGAGAGAUUCUUCGCGGUAGCACGAGUGCUCGAAUUGGUGUUAAGAAGUCUUGAGGAGGAACCUUGCCCCCGCCUUUUAAAACUUGUAAUUUCGUGCUACGCUCGUUUGUCUAACAAUCACAGGGCUGCUGUUGCAUUAGUGAGGUGUCUUCCAAACACGCUCAAGGAUGCAACUUUUUCUAAUGACAUUCGUGAUGACCCUGCAACUAGGAGAUGGAUGGAAAAGUUGCAUGAAAAUAUUAGGAGGCACCAGCAGCAGGUUCCUGAACAAGGUGGCGGAUCAGGAGUCGGAGAUAUUGGAGGGUCGUAA